CCAGGUCCAAAAUUUCAUGAAGGCGCUGAAGUUGUCGCUUUUUAACCUCUUCCGUUUUAGAAUAAUAUAAAGCGGAAAUAAAUUGUUUACACGUGGAGCUCAUACCAACCGGCAACUUUAUAGCUUUGAUGAUAGAAAGUUUGUUUUGCGCAUUGGGUGUGUAGAAUAUAUUGAUAAACAAAAGCGCUGCCCACUUACUUAGACAUCUUAUUGGAUGAUCAUUUGCGAAACUGAAAUAUGUUUCCUUUUGCGAUUGUUUUUACCGGAAAUGGACCCUCCCUCUUGGAUCCCAGUCUUUUUAUCCCUCGUCCUGUGAACGUCCUUUGUGUUUGCCUGCUGUCAUAUGUGUCGGUACGGUGGGUGUUUGGUAUAUUUAUGUCGCCUUUCUGAUAUUUAAACUGCGUUUCCUACGCAAAAAAAAUUGGUUCAAGAAUGGUGGAACUUCGUAGAAAAUCUAUGUAACGAUGUCUAGCUGUGAUAAUUUUGUGGAACAACUUUGGAGAAAAGGAAAAUGUGCGAACUGUUUUCAAUCACGAGAAAAACAUCAAAACGCUGCCAACACACAUGAAGAAGCCGGCAGCGCUACCGCGAACUACAAACUCAAACGAGCGACAACUCUUCCUCGAAGCCAAAGAAAUCAAAAUUUUAAAGCUUCGAAUGUUGAAAAGGCGAAUAAUUUAUUUAAACAGGAACAAGUAAAUGAGGAGAAUGGCUUAGGAAAUGGUGUGAAUGACAUUAAAACCAUCGCACCUUGCACGACCAUUGAGGACACCAAAGAUCGCAGUGCCGUGAAUGAAGCUGGUAAAAAAGCACAGGAUUCUAAACGUUCUGUCGCUAAUAAACCCAAACCAGUACCUAGGCCGAGACCGAGGCCGACUUCUCGAGCGGUAGAAUUUGGUUUUAGUGUGAAAAGCCGCGAUGAAAGCUCCAAAGAAUCAUCGGCGGAUGUGGUGAAUGGUACCAUACCUCUGGAAGAUACUCUUGGGAAUUCCCACAGUGGACCACAGAGUAACGCAAACUCUAGAAAAAAAAAUUCCGAAGACCCUUUGCUUUCAAUAUUAGAUCACGAUAAGGAAUCGGAGGAGACAAACAAACUUAAUAUCGAAGCAGUCUGCGAGGCAGUAGCUCACGGAAAGGACGCCAUAGAAGUCGAAGAUCCGAGCAAUGAUAUGGAACGUCCAGAUGUGAACGACACCGACCGAGUCUCUUCAUCGAAUGACUCGGUCGUUGUGGAUUCAGUUCAAACCGAAGCAGAGGUUUCACCGUGUAAAAAUGUGGAUGGAGAUGAAAGUGAUGUCGAGGAAUAUGUCCCGAUGAAAAGCAAUAUAGCUUUGUUUGGCACCGAAUCUUUGCAUAAUGAACCUCACGAGACAGAUGUUUUGGAACCAAACUUCGAAGUCAAUUUAGAUUUACGAGAAAAAGCGAGCAGUGACAAUCGAGCGAUCAAUGCAUGUGACUCUCAAACCGACGAAGAAAAUUCUUCAGGUGUAUUAGAAUUUAGCAAUCCUUUGUGCGUGAUUACAAACGAUAUGGGCGACACAAAUAAGCUCACUACUCAAGAAUCUGGCGACUGUGACAAAUUGAAUGAUAAUCAUAACAAGAUUACGAGUUUAAAAUCUUCUAGUGCUGAGCCUUUUUACGUAAACAGACCGUCCAGCUCGAGUAGUGAAAGCACAGUUUCUAGUAGCCACGAUUCGGGCUAUGAAAAUACUCGCAAGUCCACCAGAAGUGAUUCAUCUCACAGUGCCUCAGGCAAUGGCAAUGAUGUCUCUACCCAUGUAUUAAAACCUGACGAGGUCAGUUUAGCAGGCAAGUCAGUUGCUUCUAGUAAAACAAACCACUGUGACUUUAAUAUUGAGUCCAGCGGAACAUCAAACAGCUCUUGGGGGAGUAGUACUUGGGACAGUUGUAGUACGUCUGAUUUUCACGAAAACAGCAGCGAAUCUAUGCUCACGGAAAAAGCAGCUAGAAAAUUUAACACCACUGAUAACAAACCUCAUUCUGAGGCGCUCACCUUCCGUACUGCCCAGUCUGUCACAACAGGCGAAACUCCUGCUUACGUGAAUACCACAUUGAAACCUUUCACGAAACCAUAUAGAGUGGUGGAUAUUAGCUCUGGUGUGUCCGUUCCAACUAUGGAGGAUCAAAAUGAUGCACCUCCACUUCCCCCCAAAGAGAAGGAUCUAAGGAACGAUAGGGCAGAAGUAUUGAACCAUGUAUACCUGGAACCCUCGGAGGAAACAAAGGGAAUUCCAGAUCAAGACCUGGCAAAUGACAAGAUAGAUGUGGUAUCGGCUGCUAAGGUGAGAGCUGCCUCAAGUCCGUCACUCAAACAAUCUUCUAGCAAUGUUACAGAUAACAGCCCUGCUGUACGAAGGGCGCCAGCACCAAGGCCACGUUCUAGAGUACCAUCGCAGUUUGGUACCUUACCUAAACCAGCACCUCGCACGUCAAGAAUUCUCAAUGAUAUGCCUGUUAAGGUUGACUCUAAAGAGCAGAAGGUAGCAACCCCUCCAGUUGUUUCAAUAACGCCCCUACCCACUACCCCUCCUCCAGACCCACCCUCCCUUACAAGACUGCCAUCGCUCAAGAACUCUAGUCAGGCAGCAGUAGCUCCUGCUUCACCCCCUCCCCCUGCAAAAGGCACGGCAGAUCCAGGGACCACAGAGAAUCAAUCUGAAAGUGUGCCUUUGAGUCCAGUCAACAAUGACAAUGUUGCUGCAGUAGGGGAGACACAGGAGGGACCCAUUAAACCCAAAAGAAGUGCCCCACCACCUCCCCCUUCUGCUUCCAGUCCACCGCCUCCAAAGUCGCCUGUAUCGGAGCCUGUGACACCAGUGAAGUCAGCAAGUCCCAGUCCAUCAAAGCCAAAAUCGCAGCCAGUCCGAUCAUCGACGUUUUCAGGUCCACAUGGUUCCAACCCGAGUCCAAACCCAACGAAAGCGUCUUCCCCAAAAUCAACGCUCAGAAGAGCGUUUGCAACCAUGAAAAAACUUGGAGGCAAAAAGAAAAACAGGCACAGCAAGACUAUAGAGAUCAGUGCACCUAUAGCAGUGAAUGAAGACGUGCCAGGCUUCUUGGCUCAGAAAGAAGCAGUGCGACGCCGAACCAUGUCAGAAGUAACCCCUCUGCAAGCUGAGCAGAACAGUGUAAAAGAAGGACAACGGACUGAGGCAGCUGAAGCUGGUACCCCGGCAGCAGUUUCAUCGCCAAAUGAUAGUGCGUCUGCUGUGUCUCCAACGCCUCCCGUCACGGGGGAUUCAUCACCCGUCGAGGGACGGUCCAGUAGGACAAGCUCUCCUAUCAUGCAGACAGAGCCUGGAAUUGGGUAUCAGAACUUCCCUCUAUCAAAGGGUGGAGACACGUUGGAACGGCCCAAGAAACCGCCUCGUGUGGCUAAAGUUGUUAAGCCAUUGCAGCACAGUGAGCCGACACCAGAUGAAGGUACGAGACAAAAAGACGAAGAACCGACUUAUCUUGAGCCCAAUAACGACGAGCUGACUCUCAAGGUGGAAACAGCUCUAGCCAAUUUGACGGGCGCUGAAAUCCUGGCUGAGGCACUGUCGAGAGUCGAGCAAGAGAUGCUUGGACCGCUGCCAGUCAUUCCCCGUUCUCGGCAUGUCCACUUUCGGUGUGAGAAUUCCGAUAGUUCGAAGACGUCCACGCUAGGCAGACCAGAGCUUCCAAAGCGUCCUGUACGGGUCGUGUCGCCAACCCUUGUUAACGGUUCUGGGGAGAAGAGUGAGUCUAAAUCCCGGCCGCCCAGGCUUCCCUCCAGGCCUCCCAACGCAAAAUCUUCUGGACCGACCAUGCGAGAACGCUCGCACAGUUUAGAAACGAGAACCCCAGAAAAGCGCAAACCGGUGAUUGUGCGCAGUAGAAGCUUAUCGACGAGUGCCAACGUACUGGAGAAGCGUUACAAUAAGAUUUUAAAACUGCAGAUGCAGACUUUGGAGGAGAUGAUUGACUCUUGGAGAGAGGAACUUCUGCCUGAUGCCGGUCUGGACUUGUCUGACACACGCUGGUCAGAUUACGAGAUCUGUGGUGAUAUACUGGACGUGGAGUGUCCUGGUGCGGUGCUUCUUCCUGUCAAAUGUGCCAUGUUGUGGGAAGGAAACAAGAAAUUGCUUGCCAAGGUGGAGUAUCCAAUACCGUCUGCAACUCACACGUUUAAACGAACCCCUUACAAGCAGGACAUGCAUGUAUGUGAGGCUCUGCCGUAUCACGUGAACAUCUCACGUGUUCUGACGUACUUUACUGAUGACGUUUCUGGAGACACAAUCGGGCGACCAGACUGUGACUCAUACGAAACAAUGGUGAGCAUCACAGAUCAAAUCCCUUGUGAAACGGUGGCGGAUUUUCUCAAGCGAACUAAGGAGGAGCAUUUAAGCGAUCCAGAAUCAUACGAGAAAAAGAUUUGUCUUUUAAUCCUUCAGCUUUUAAUGGCGCUUAAUCAUUUGCACGGAGAAGCCGUCGUUCAUCGCGACCUGAAAGCUGAAAACCUUCUCCUGCUAGACUGCGGGCUCUUGGUUGUGACCAAUUUCCAGCAUGCGCUUCACCAGCCCAAAAACACUCAACCUAGUCCUUUCGUUUUAAGCAAGAGUGGGUCAAGUUAUCUUGGUGGCAAUUCGGAGCACCUUCCACCGGAAGUGGUAAAUUCACCUAAAGAUGCUGACGUGUUAAACUAUGAAGAUUGUGACACUUUUGCAGCUGGCUGCUUGGUGUAUGAGUUCCUACAUAGAGCCAAUCCUUUCGCUGCCAAUCCAAACCUUGUCAAGCAAAGUUAUGACCGAACUGAUCUUCCCCCAGUCCCUUGCAAGUCUCGAUUUUCCAAGGGACUGGGCACGAUCGCCCGUCAGCUGCUCCAGCGCCAUCCUCAGGAGCGUUUAGCUGCUGGAGAAGCCAUUCAAAUGCUUCAAGUGUUGCUAUGGGGGCCGAAACAACUUGACGAUGACAGCGUAGAAAACGCCAUUGGUGAUUGGCUAGAGACAGAGCGGGCGCAUACGGUGGCAAUGAUCGCGCGAAAUCAAAUACAGAAAAGUUGUAACUCGGACGAAUUCAUUGAGACUUACAUGAAGUGUCAUUUUCUUGUGGAUGCCUCUGUAGAGACUAUAUCGUGGAUUUACCAGCAGCUGGGUCUUGAUCAGUGACGAGUUACUGUUAAUCUGUUGAUAGGAGGUUUCCGUAACGAAGUGACAUUCACAUAUAUGUGUAUUUAUGUGUCUUUAGUUCUCAAUAGUUUAGCUCUUAUGCAGGGUCCCUAAAGGGGUAAGGGCUUCAUGCCAACUGAAGGGCUGUAGAAAUGCAGCACUCCAGUUCACCAAGCACAGAAAAAAUCUUCUUGGAUUCUCCAUUGUAUUGCCUAAGAGCCUCUAAGAACGACAAUAGACAUUUGUCUGAGUUUUAACAACACAAAAGCUUUGUCUCCAGAAAAAAAAACUUAAGCCUAAGGCUUACAAAUCCCCGUUCGGGAUCCUGCUUAUACGAUAGCACUGGACUGAGACAAACCGUGCCAGGCUCUCAGGUUGUGUUCAGACGGGCGAGAAACUGAAUGCUCGAAAGAGAAAAUGAAAGGAGCAAGAAACCCAUUAACUAUUUUCUCCUGUCUCAUUCGAGUGUAUAUUUCGCCCUUUUUUCACGUUCUAAAAACUUUGAACAGGCCAUCAUUCAAUGAAGCUUUGGAACAAUGUUUUUACAAUCAUCUUUCUGUCAGCUUCAUAUCACCUGGUCCGUUUGAUUGGCUGACUUGGAAAUUCAAAAUUCAACAAAAGCAUAGAUAUCGAAAGGUUAUCGAAAUAUCACCGGCGGCGCUUCACAAUAGUCGGUGUCAAUUGGUGGUUUGCCCUUGUGUUUAAAGUACAGACUAGAUCAACUGAAAAAGUUGUAGCAAGGUUCAUUCUCUGACAAUAACAACCGCGAAAGCCGGUUCGCACGCGUGAAACGCGUGUCAAGUAAAACCGCGCGCGUUUUGUGUAUAUUUGACGCUUGCUCCCACGUUCACCUGUAACGUCAAAAAAUACCUUGAUGACUUUUGCAAGGAUAGAUGUGACGACGUCAAGAUUUAGCCAGAGAAUUUUCUUAAACUAAUAUAGUUAAAUACAUAGAUAUA
Orbicella faveolata is the source of this 6109-nucleotide messenger RNA. RefSeq lists its product as uncharacterized. NCBI's taxonomy places the organism in Eukaryota, Metazoa, Cnidaria, Anthozoa, Scleractinia, Merulinidae. Gene Ontology annotation, biological process: protein phosphorylation. The record is from RefSeq and is a predicted model, not a curated record. Gene Ontology annotation, molecular function: ATP binding; protein kinase activity.